Molecule: messenger RNA, 665 nt
Organism: Branchiostoma belcheri (Belcher's lancelet)
Lineage: Eukaryota; Metazoa; Chordata; Leptocardii; Amphioxiformes; Branchiostomatidae
Product: histone H4
Exons: 1
Coding region: 294-605 (103 amino acids)
Biological process (GO): nucleosome assembly
Cellular component (GO): nucleosome
Molecular function (GO): protein heterodimerization activity; structural constituent of chromatin; DNA binding
Source: RefSeq, a predicted model, not a curated record
CUUCUUAAUAUUAUCAUCGCUUGGUGACUAGCUGUGUUUCGGGCGAAUCUUUCUCAUUUGGUUUGUUUUUUCUGCAAUUACAUUUUCCCGACGAUGUUUGUCUUGUCGCCGUGAACUUCUCCGCAUGGCAUUGUCUUGCUCGGGGUUCGGAUGGCGUGUUCCUAUUGGCUAGUUGUAGUGGUGGCCAGGACUCCGCGCAGGUCCGCAGGGCGGUUACUAAUGUGGCUCCGUCGUUCGGUCAUUCAUUCAUUCUUUGUUCUUUUCUGAUCGAGAAGACCAUCGUACUAUCUAUCAUGUCUGGACGCGGCAAGGGAGGCAAGGGUCUCGGAAAGGGAGGCGCCAAGCGUCACCGUAAGGUGCUUCGAGACAACAUCCAGGGCAUCACCAAGCCAGCUAUCCGUCGUCUGGCCCGCCGUGGAGGGGUCAAGCGAAUCUCCGGCCUAAUCUACGAGGAGACCCGAGGCGUUCUCAAGGUCUUCCUGGAGAAUGUCAUCCGCGAUGCGGUCACAUACACCGAGCACGCCAAGCGCAAGACGGUCACCGCCAUGGACGUUGUCUACGCUCUCAAACGCCAAGGUCGCACCCUGUACGGCUUCGGUGGCUAAAGGAUCAUCUGACGGACGCAUCAUCACAACAAACCCCGGCCCUUUUCAGGGCCAUCCAAA